This is a messenger RNA of Pseudozyma hubeiensis SY62, 339 nucleotides long. RefSeq lists its product as hypothetical. Lineage: Eukaryota; Fungi; Basidiomycota; Ustilaginomycetes; Ustilaginales; Ustilaginaceae. Bases 1 to 339 code for a protein of 112 amino acids. The record is from RefSeq and is a predicted model, not a curated record. The transcript has a single exon.
AUGAAGUCGGAUUUAGGGCUGACGUGCCAGAAUCAGCGCUCGCAACCAUCGCAACCGGUGAAUGAUCAUUCUGGACAUUGCACAGAAUGUAGCAUCAUUGCUGCCCAUCACAAUUCUGUGAACAAUCCCGGCGACGUCACAGAGAACAAACUAUCGAUCAGAAGACAGAAGCGCCCAGCUGCAGAUGAGGCAUCCUCUUCAGCCCUGAAGCGCGUCAAGUUUAGGAUCCGGCAGAGCGUCAUCUUGGGCCUCCCUUGCAAGGUCUUUGUCAUGGUCAUCGACUACCUCGAUCCGUCCAAUUGCAUGAGUCUAGCCAAUACAUGUUGUCAGAUCCACUAG